AUGGAGAAGAGGGCGGGAAGACAAUAUUGUUGCUCUACGUGGCGGCGGCGGCAGAACCUGCCCAUCCUCUUCCUCUUCUUCCUUGUCUUCUCCGGUGCUGCUUCCGCCGCCGGGAAUGGGAAGACUCAUGCCAGGAGAAUUAAUCCAGGAAGAAACAGCAGCAGGAGCAGUUCAGGUUUUGGGGUUCAGUUAGUUCGCAGAGGAGAUCCGCGACGGGUAACAAUCGAUAAUGGGAUAGUUUCAGUAACAUUUUCCAGUCCAGACGGCGACGUGAUUGGGAUCAAAUACAAAGGCAUUGAUAAUGUCCUCGAAACCCUUAAUGACGACGAUAAUCGAGGGUACUGGGAUGUCGUGUGGAACAAGCCUGGAGAUCAGCGUGGUCCAUUUGACAAAUUGCGGGCCACAGAUUUCAGGGUUGUAAUGCAAGAUGAUGAGCAGAUUGAAGUCUCAUUCACCAAGAAAUGGGAGCCUUCCGACGCCACUGUUCCGCUUAAUAUCGACAAAAGGUACAUAUUGCGAAGGGGAAGCUCUGGGAUUUACAUGUACACUAUUUUGGAACGCCUGGAAGGAUGGCCGGAUGUUGACAUGGACCAAAUCAGAGUGGUCUUCAAGCUCCAGCAAAAGCUGUUUCACUUCAUGGCGAUAUCAGAUGACAGGCAAAGGGUGAUGCCACUGGCAAAGGAUCGUAUCACUGGCCGCCCUUUGGCCUACCCUGAAGCUGUUCUCUUGACCCAUCCCAGCAAUCCUGAGUUUAGAGGAGAGGUGGAUGACAAGUACCAGUACUCGUGUGAGGACAAGGACAACAAGGUUCAUGGAUGGAUAUCAGAGGAACCUGCAGUGGGAUUCUGGAUGAUCACUCCCAGUGACGAGUUUCGUGUUGGAGGGCCCAUCAAACAAGAUCUUACCUCGCAUGUUGGCCCGAUCGUUCUCAAUAUGUUCACUAGUACGCAUUAUACUGGGAAGGACUUGAACACUGCAUAUAGAAAUGGAGAACCUUGGAAGAAGGUUCUUGGACCUGUUUUUGUUUACCUGAAUUCAGGAGAUACUUCAACACUUUGGCGAGAUGCUAAAGAACAGAUGCACACUGAGGUGAAGAGCUGGCCAUAUGAAUUUGUUAACUCAGAAGAUUACCCAGCAGCGCACCAACGAGGAAGCGUCGUUGGCCAAUUAAUACUCAGGGACAGGUAUAUCAACGAGAGGUUGAUGUAUGCGGGGUCUGCAUAUGUUGGGCUAGCCAUUCCAGGAGAUGUAGGAUCAUGGCAAAGAGAUGCCAAGGGUUAUCAGUUCUGGACUCAAGCAGACAGGAAAGGUAGGUUCUUUAUAGACAACAUUAGAGUUGGGACUUACAAUCUGUAUGCUUGGGUUCCUGGAAUAAUGGGGGACUAUAAGUACAGUGUUAACAUUACUAUUCAGCCAGGAUCGAAGAUGGACUUGGGUAUGAUUGUGUAUGAUCCACCAAGGAAUGGCCCAACUCUGUGGGAAAUAGGCAUUCCUGACAGAACAGCUGCAGAAUUCCAUGUUCCAGAGGCAUACCCUACACUAAUGAAUAAAUUGUACACCAAUCACCCAACUGACAGCUUCAGGCAAUAUGGAUUGUGGUCACGAUACGCUGAUACAUAUCCCAGGCAAGAUCUAGUUUAUGAUGUUGGUGUAAACAACUUUUUUGAAGAUUGGUUCUUCGCUCAUGUUGUAAGAAGCGCAGGGAACAACACUUUUCGGGCAACCACUUGGAGGAUUAACUUUGAUCUGCCAACCGUAGACAAAAGCAAAGGAGAUUACACAUUUCAAUUGGCCUUGGCUUCAGCAGCUGAAGCAGAGCUACAUGUCCGAUUCAAUGACCUAAAUGCACCAGAACCUUUGUUCUCGACGGGGCUAAUAGGAAAGGACAAUGCCAUUGCCAGACAUGGAAUCCAUGGAUUGUACUGGUUGUACAGCAUCAGUGUACCCAACAACCAACUUGUUGAUGGGAGGAACGCAAUUUAUCUCACUCAAACUAGAACUCAUGGCGCCUUUUACGGUGUUAUGUAUGAUUACAUUCGAUUGGAAGGACCAAGAGGAACUUAG
Linum trigynum is the source of this 2064-nucleotide messenger RNA. The record is from the annotation of a GenBank genome assembly. Lineage: Eukaryota; Viridiplantae; Streptophyta; Magnoliopsida; Malpighiales; Linaceae.